This is a messenger RNA of Postia placenta MAD-698-R-SB12, 1509 nucleotides long. RefSeq lists its product as hypothetical. NCBI's taxonomy places the organism in Eukaryota, Fungi, Basidiomycota, Agaricomycetes, Polyporales, Adustoporiaceae. The transcript has 5 exons. The record is from RefSeq and is a predicted model, not a curated record. Bases 1 to 1509 code for a protein of 502 amino acids.
AUGUUGAGCUCAUUCACGCCUAUAAGCGCCACUGGCAAGCAUUUUAGCUCCAGCCUGAGUGCCUUUCGCCAAUUGCGGAAAGCUCGUCACUUCAUAGUGUUUCAAAACUCUCCCUCGCCCACAUCGCCGCGGGUUGACCUGGUCGGCUGCGUAGUAGGCCUUGUAUCAAUGCUAAGCCCAUUCAAAGUUGAUGAUAAAACACGCCCUGGCGCAGGAGCUCCUAUCGGAUUUCCUCCAGAAAUCUGUGACCAGAUUGUUGACUGCCUACAAGGCGAUGGUCCCACUCUGGCUGCGUGCGGUCUUGCAGGCCGCAUUCUUUGCCAUAGAAGUCGCUUCAACCUGUUCAGAUUAGUUGCCCUACGAGAGGCGGCUAUGUACGCUCUAUUCCUGAGCAUAUUAGACCGGUCCCCGCGGAUUGCAAACUACGUAACCUACUUGCACCUUACAAAGCCGGCUCCAAACGACGUCUCGGCACCUGUGAACUUGGAAGGUGGCCUGCUCCGCAUUGUCGCAAAGUGUUACAAGGUCACGGCCCUGGUUCUCUCGGAGUGGAACUCUUCCGAUUUCGUGCCCGACGCACACAUUCAAAUGUGGAGUUUCCCUGAUAUCAAGUUCCUCUUUUUGAUAGGCAUUGAGAUCGAUGAGGCAAGCUUCUUCCAGCUCCUUCAUAUCGUACCAACUCUAACGCGCCUACAUAUCCUUCUACCUGCUGGAAGUCCUCCCUAUCCCCGGACGUCACAUCACUCGGCUCACGGCGUUUCCUCUUCGCGUAUUGUUCCGAUACUUGCCAGGUGCUCUCUGCGGCUGCGUCCACGAAAACUUCAGCUUGUGUUCGACACGGGUACUGAAGGCUCCCUCGCAAAUGUAGUGGAUCUUCUCCGCGAAGCUGGCCCGUCGCUGGAGCGCCUAGACAUGUUCGUGAUGCAGCGCCGGACGCUCGAAUUCUUCGAGCCGGGCACGUUGCUUGCUAGUAAUACCGGACUUCGCGUCCUGCAUAUGAGGGAUUCUGCCAUAAGAGUCCCGCAUGCCGAAGGGGAAGAGGCCUCAUUCUUGUCGCGAAUCAUACCUUUGCACUGGAUGGCCCGUACAAUCGCGCUCACCGUGCGCAUACUCGGGACCUCAUCGGACUGGCUCGACACCGCUGCGGACUCAUUGCAGCUGGACUGGUCGGUGUUGGAUGCCGAGCUGGCGCGCGCGGCCGACUAUCAUCCAGGCGUGGAGAUCGGCAUAUCCGCCCGCUAUCCAGAAGACCUGGAUGAGUGGGCGGAUGUCAUGGAAAAGGUCGUCUUGAUGCGCCUUCCCCUUAUGCGCCAGAAGAGAUGCCGCUUGCGUGUUACUUGUUUUCGAGACUGGGCCGUCUUCGAUGAAGGACUAGGGGGGUAUGCCGCUGGCCCAUGCCAUACCACAUGGCAUGAAUGUCCUUUGGCCGCACAGAUGAAUCCUCCAGUGGUCCAGGUGAGCCUGAAGAAGAUCGCUUGUGAUGAGCUGGGAUAUCUGGUGUUAUACUAA